This is a messenger RNA of Ostrinia nubilalis (European corn borer), 3702 nucleotides long. Its product is annotated as mucin-2-like. The transcript is spliced from 2 exons. The record is from RefSeq and is a predicted model, not a curated record. The coding region runs from base 37 to 3105 and encodes 1022 amino acids. Lineage: Eukaryota; Metazoa; Arthropoda; Insecta; Lepidoptera; Crambidae.
GGUGCAUGACCCCCGCACACCCAUCCGCUGGUCGCCAUGCGGAAGACUUCUCAAGAUGAUACGACAUCUAUAACAAGUGGUACAGAGAAUGAAGGCAGAAAACCUUCAACGGGACUAGCAAAAAUAAAAAGAAGCUCUAUUAAAAAGAAAGUGCAAAAUUAUAGCCACGAAUCAGACGAUGGUGUUGUUGAGCCUUUAUUACAAAAAGAUAAGGAAAAGAUAGAGUUUUCAAGUCAAAGUGCCAAAUUUUCGAUUUCAAAAACGAAGACUCUCGUAGGCAAUGAUAAAAUGGAUGAUACAGACAAAUUACUCCCUGACAUCAAAGUUGAAAAAUUACCACUUGCUAGCUCCAGUGUGUCAGACAAUCUAAUUAACGGUACCAAAACUUACGCAUGUACACCCAGUGCCAUUCAUAAUCAUAUGAACACAAAUAUAUUUAGUAAUACCGAUGCAAUAAAAAAUUCAGUAGUGCCUAAAAGUCAAAUUUUAGUUGAAAUUGAUGGGAAUAAACCAAGCAGCUUCAGCUCUGGACCUUUAAUAUUUACAACUGCCAAAAUUCACACCGAUGGAAAAACAACUCAAAUGGAACCAGUACAAGUAACACCAGUGCCAAUCUUUUCCACAGUAGAGGGUAGUGUUAUAAAAACUAGUUCAAUAGUUGAUAACCAAAAAGUUGACAAAGUGACAUCGGGAAAAAGUGUAUUAAAUAGUUAUGCAAAAUCAUCAGAUGUGGAUACUAUUAAGAUCGAUUUGGAUGUAAAAACUGCUACAGGAAAAUUAAUUUGUAGUAAACCGGAAUCUACGAGUAUUGUAAGUGGUUUCCCUAAAAUAUUUCAAAGUUCCUUUGAGGACAAGAAAGGUAUAACCAGUACCACAAGUAAUUCCAAAAUAUCAAAUCAGGUUGCCUCAACAGCUAAAAUGAGUGAAAGCAAUACGAUGACCACAUUUGCUGCAAGUAAGAGUAUGACUAAACCGGGUAUAACUAAACCGCAGUCUACUGUUAGUGGUCUUCCUAAAUUGUCUCAAUGUUCCUCUGAGGACAAGAAAGGUUUAACUGAUACUACAAUUAAUUCCAAAAUAUCAAAUCAGGUUAUCCCAGCACCUAAAAUAAGUGAAAGCCAUACGAUGACCACUACUGCUGCUGCAAGUAAGAGUGUGACUAAACCGGAUAUAACUAAACCGCAAUCUACUGUAAGUGGUCUUCCUAAAUUGUCUGAAAGUUCCUUUGAGGACAAGAAAGAUUUAACUAAUACUACAGGUUUAAUUAAUUCCAAAAUAUCAAAUCAGGGUACCUCAGCUGCUAAAAUAAGUGAAAGCCAUACGAUGACCACCACUGCUGCAAGUAAGAGUGUGACUAAACCAGAUAUAACUAAACCGCAGUCUACUGUAAGUGGUCUUCCUAAAACAUUUCAAUGUUCCUCUGAGGACAAGAAAAGUUUAAUCAAUACUACAAUUAAUUCCAAAACAUCGAAUCAAGUUACAUCAGCUAUAAUAAGUGAAAGCCAUACAAUGACCACUACUGCUGCUACGAAUAAGAGUAUGAUUAAACCAGAUAUAGCUAAACCGCAAUCUACAGUAAGUGGUCUUACUAAAGUGUCUCAAUGUUCUUCUGAAGACAAAAAAGGUUUAACCAAUACUACAAUUAAUUCCAGAAUAUCAAAUCAGGGUACCUCAGCAGCUAAAAUAAGUGAUAACAAUACUAUGGCCACCACUACUGCUGCUGCGAGUAAGAGUGUGAUCUCGACUUCGUUGACACAUUCUGAAAUGGGUACUUCUGCUAUGCCAAAAUUAGUAGGAAACGAGGUUCCAAAAAUGCAAGUUACAGACAAAAAGAAUACAGUUGGCAGCAAACAGGAGAUAGACGUUAAUAAAAACUUCCAGUUACCUACAUGCUCAUCUCAGCCUAUGAAUAACUCUAACUUGGAAAAAGAUGUAACAAGUAAAGAUUCAAGUAAUACUAAGCAAUUACAACGUCCGACAAGUAAGAUUGAGGACGUCCAAAAUAAUAAGAAUGCCAAAACAAAUACAGAGGGUAAGGCAAUUAUGACGGAAAAAAUGCCAUCUACUUCAAAAAGUCAAACAAUUGAUGCGGAAAAUCAAAACAAAAACAAUGAAGCUACUAAGUUAAGUAGACCAGUCGUAACAACAAUACAAGAUAAAAUAUCUACACCACUUCAAGUUAGUAAUAUAUCAAAAACACAAAAACUGACUGAUAAAUUUUCAACUGGAUCAUCUGCGACGACCACUCCGAGCUCUACUUCUAACAUGGUCCCCAGUACAAAUACUACUCCAAAAGUAACAGGUACAACAAUAAGUGAUAGUACUGGGAAGAAAAUGAGUACAAGCAUAUCUUCUGAGUCAGGUGCAAAUCCUAUAGUGUCAACAAUAUCACCGGCUUUAAAGACUGUUGGCCCUGAGUCAAAAAUAUCCACUAAAAUAGAAUCAGUUAGUCAUAGUGCACCACUAAGUAAUACGGGAACUACAAGAACUACCACAAACAGUAUUAAUACUCCUACAUCUAUGACAAGUUUAGCACAAAAGAGUACAAAAGAAUCGGCGCCAAAAACAGGCAUGGCACAGACGGCCAAGACAACAAUAUCUACCAACAAACCAACAGUUGCUCUAACGUCUUCAACAACUCCUCUGAAUUCAUCGGGGCCAAAGUCCAUAAGUUCGAAUGCACCAAUAAGUUCGUCUGUGGUACCUUCUAAAAGUGAUAUUCAAAAUAAUAAGUUGAAUCAACCAAAAGAUCAAGUAACCCGUAGCCAAAUACGGAGUCCAACAACCUCUUUGGUAACAACAGGGUCUUCUGCAAUAAAAUCCCCAACAACCACAGGUAAAACACCUUCAACGCCGUUAACGUCCGCUGCGAAGACGAUAAGUGUUAGUUCAAAGCCUUCUACUAGCGGGGUGACAUCUAAAGAUACACAAAUGCCUAAUCUUGGAAAAGUUGGUGACAACAAAAGCGUUUCCAUGACUGCUUCGAUUAAAUCACCUACAAUAGUAUCAUCGGCGUCUGUCGUUACUACAACAACUCAAAAGCCGACAGUCAAUAAAUCAACUGAGCUACGAAGUAACGAUAACAAAAAGGAAAAAUUCAAAUAGGUAGAUUUAACUUAUAAUUUAGAUUACACGACGAACUAUAAUUUAGGAAUACACCCUUGGCUCAAUCCAACGUGAUAAUAAGUACCUUUGUUAUAAAUGAUGUUUUUUCAACAAUAUGCUUAUAUUUUAAAUAUGUAUUACAAAUAAGUAUAUUAUGGCCGUGUUUUGUUAUUUUCUGUAAAUAUUUUUUAAAUAAUUUCAAUGUGUGUUAGUUGAUAACCAUACUUACUUUUAACGUAAACUUAUCGCAUUAUAGGAACUUGAUUGAUGUCGUUACUUCUACUUUUCUUAGUUAAUACAUACAUCACUAAAUAUAAACAUUGAUCUCUGAAUUCGAAUCUUUCAUGAUGUGACUAGACAGUGCUAACUUACCUUAGGUAUUUAUUUAAAAUAUGUAUUAACAUCCGUAUUUUCAUAGUUAGUCUGUAAUGUAAAAAUGAUAUCAAUAUAAAUUAAUAUGAAUAUACAAAAAUAUUAUAACGAGUGCACGGCUGUUCUUUCAGCAUUCUGAACACUUGAAGGAAACACGUCUAUUUUAUUAAAUUUUAUUUGUUGCAUAAUGUUUUGCAUUUAAAAUAAUAAUAGACGCAUCAUUAC